This is a messenger RNA of Octodon degus (degu), 1272 nucleotides long. Its product is annotated as melanoma-associated antigen B3. Lineage: Eukaryota; Metazoa; Chordata; Mammalia; Rodentia; Octodontidae. The transcript has a single exon. Gene Ontology annotation, cellular component: nucleus. Gene Ontology annotation, biological process: negative regulation of transcription by RNA polymerase II. The coding region runs from base 1 to 1272 and encodes 423 amino acids. The record is from RefSeq and is a predicted model, not a curated record.
AUGUCUAAGCAGCAAAAGAAAAACCUUCCUGAUUCUGAGAAAAUCUGCCUGGGAGAAGAGAAGACCCAGGUAAACGAGGAAAUCCUGCGCAUGCCUAUCAAGAAGAGAUUAUUAUACUAUUUAUAUUCUUCUCCUGCAGGGGUUACCACUGAAAUAGGUUCCCCUUCUCAGGCACAAAGCCCUCCAGAGGGAUCUCAGCAAGAAGUCUGCAGCACCAAUGCUGCACAUGAAUCAAAUGUAAGAUCAGAAGAAGCUGGAAAAGGCAAAAGUAAGAAAAAACAAAAGGCUUCCACCAAGAUGGCCACAACUGCAGAAGUUCAGGCGGCUGCUACCACAAAGAGAAAGUUACGCUCUUCAUCUCGUGCUGCACAGGUUACUCCUGAGAUGGGUUCUGCUUCUCAGUCACAGAGCCCUCCAGGGGGAUCUCAGGCAGAGGUUUCUACCACUGAAGCUACAACUACAGCAAAACGACAAUCAAAAAGAGAACGAAAACCCAAACCAAAGGGGAAGAAGAAGGCAUUCACCAACAUGGUCAACAAUUUGGUGAAUCACAUCAUUGAAAUGUACCAAAAGAAAAAGCCAAUUAUGAAAAAAGCUAUGUUGAAGGUUAUUGAUAAAAAGCAUAAGAAACUCUUCCCAAAACUACUGAGAAGAGCUUCCUUCAACAUAGAAGUAGUGUUUGGCGUGGAAUUAAAGGAAGUUGAUGCCAUCAAAGGCUCUUACAGCCUUGUCGACAAAAUGAGUCUCCCCUACAAUGGCGUGGUGAGUCGUGGCAAAGGGUAUCCGAAGACCGGUCUCCUGAUGCACCUUCUGGGAUUGAUCUUCAUGAAGGGUAACUCUGCCACUGAGGAGAACAUCUGGAAAUUCCUGAAUAAGAUGAAAAUAUAUGACGGGCAGAAACACUUCCUUUUCGGGGAGCCCAGGAAGCUCAUCAUGAAAGAUCUAGUGAGACUGAAAUACCUGGAGUACCGCCUGGUGUAUGACAGUGAUCUUCCUCACUAUGAAUUCCUGUGGGGCCCAAGAGCCUAUGCUGAGACAAGCAAGAUGAAAGUCCUGGAGUUUUGGGCCAAGAUCAAUAAUACCGUCCCCAGUGCCUUCGAGGCCAGGUAUGAAGAGGCUUUGCGAGAGGAAGAACUAGAAGCUGAAGCCAUAGCUUCACUGAGUGAUAGCGCUGAAGACACACAGAGCGAUCGUUCCAUUCUAGAGGUUACCACUCUUCCCACAGUCAUCGAAGUUGAUGAAGAAGACGAAGAGAUUAUAGUCUGUGAUUGA